CGGAAUGCUUGAAUCCGUUAGGCCAGGGCGUUGCCUUGUUUUGUUGAUUUCUGCUGUUAGGAUAAUGUUGAGAUGAAUACAAUUAUUUGGAUGGAUCGUGGAGCCAGCUGAUGAGUGAAACAUUGCUACGAGUGUGUCUAUUGCCGCUGCCUAUUAUACUAAGGUGAGCACCAGCUGCUGCCUUUUUGUUGCUGUCAAAUCCUGAUAUCCCUUGAAUAUUUGGAACAAGGAUGGUUGCCAUAAGAUCAUGUUGGUCUCCUUGCAUAUGGAACAGCAAUGUCAAAGUUGGAACCUACAUGGUUGCAGCUUAUACUGCAUCCUUCAGUGUUGUCCUAAUUACACUGAUUGCAUAUAUGAUGAGUGGUGGGGAAUCAACCCAGCUAUAUUCACCAUUAUUUGAGACGGAUGUCAGAGGAUCUAUGCUUGGUGUUGGAGGGUUUUUCAUUGCCUACCUGCUGCUGCUGAUUGCACUCUCUGUAUUCCUCAUUUUUGGUGUGGUGGAAACUAAUCGAGGAAUGAUGCUGCCAUGGAUGAUCUGCUUUGGAAUAGUAAUAUUGUUUCAGCUAGUUUUUGGCCUGUGGUUGCUUGGUGGAUACUACAUAUAUCUGGAUUCCGUUAUGGCAGCUCUUGUUGAUUGGCUUUGGAUGGCAUACAAUGCAUACUGCUGGACCUGUGUGUAUUCUUUGUACCAGAUAUUUAAGGAAAUGCAGUCUCCGAAUAUUGAACUGCUGUACCCGUGAACUAUAGCAGUUGCUCUGAUCAUCAGAAAAGCACCAUCUAAAUCUAUGAAUAGAUUAGAUAUAGUUACGACCACAAUUUUUUUUAAACGGGGAGUUACAUAUCAAAUAAGAGUGUGUAAAGUUUCAGGUUUAUAAGAGGAGGAAACUUUAAUUCAUGUACAAGAUUAUGAAUCUCAUAUUGAUAUUUUGUAUUUUUGUAAUGAAUAUUUACUCCAGUAUUUACAGAGACAGUGUGUAAAGUUUGAAGGAUGGUUUUUACGUGACAUGAAACUUCUGUAUUAUGAGUAACCAAAGAAUGAAUGCUAAUGACCUUUUGUGAAAGAAAAAGUAACAGGUGCACUCAUAAAGCAAGAGCUUUUUAUUUUGGAAGAGAUUUGGAACUUAAUUAUCAAGUGUGACAUUAAUAAUGUAAGGGUUUGUUUUAUCUGUAGCUUUCUUAUAAAUUUUGUUUUGUUAUUUUAAUAAGAAAGUGAUCUGUAGUGGCUUUUUGCCUUCUGUUCAGUGCUGCUUUUAUUUUCAUUUGUUCAGUGAAAUGAUUGGUCUCUCUAAACUGAAGUAUUGAGGCAACCAGUAUUGCCUUCAGUCUGCUCAUAAAAUAGUAACUGUAACUUUUUAUGAGAUUGUCAUGACCAGUUUGUCAUCAGUAAUACCAUUUAAGAAUACAUGCACCACCUCUGUUUUUGCAGUUCUCUUGUUUGUGGUUUCUUUAAUUGAAUAAGUGACAUGCAUUUUACUCAUUAACUGUGCCAAAUGCAUCCUAUAUUCAUUGUUUCUGAACUAGAUCCGUUGUUACAUAGUUACAAUCAAAAACUAGCACCAUGCUCCAGCAGAUAACAGUAAGAUAAGCCAGAAAUUGCUAGUUCAUGGUGGUGGUCUGUUAAUUAUAAUUCAUUUUUGUUUCUUUUCCCACAAAUGAAAACAAAAGGUGGCUUAAACACUUAAAUGUUCACAAAUGGAGGUUCCUACGAUUAGCAGCUAAGGGGAAAGUAUGAUUCGGGAGUUGCGUGAAGUCACCAAGAUAUUCACAUAAAGGCAUAUAAGAUCCAGCUGUGGCUCCUUUUACCAGAGCUUUGAAAAUUAACUUAAUUAUGGAAUCUUGUAGUUAGCUCUAACUCUUUCCUCUCUUAAUCAAAAUGUAUUAAGUGAUCUGGAUGGCAUUAUUCACAGAAGAAAUAUACCAUCAUAGUAUUUUUAGAUACUGUAAGAUUAGUAUAAACAACCCAACAACUAAUGCAUGUUGGUUGAGUAUGUGCUCAGCAAGUAAGUUUUAAUGGGAAAGUAUUUGUUGUAUUUUCUUAUGUUGCCACUACUGGCAUGAAGUUAAGUAUUUUUCCUCCUUUCUUUCCUCAGAUGAACACAGGGAUCUGGUCUCUCAUUAUGCGCACAAUAUCCAGUAAAAUUCCCCAGCAUGCUUUGGCUUUAUUAUGUUACUUCACGUGAAUAGAAACAGUACGUCCACUUCAAAUAAAAGUGUCCAUAGCAUUAUGUCUAUUUUUAGUUUUCAUUGUGAGGAAAGUUCAUUUGUGGAUCUUACCAUAUAACCAUUGUGAUUUAUAUUGCAUUCAUAUGAAUAAUACAUUGGAACACUAUGUUCUGGAACAUUUACUCCAUGCUACGGUAUCAGUAAAUACUACAAACUAGUUCCUGUCAACCAAUCAGACUUAGAAUUACCAUUUGUGGGCAUUGGUAUUCUGAAUGUAUGGAUAACACCCAUCUGUAGUUUUUCAAAGAUAAUGUAGAUGCAUUCUUAAAAUUUGUGUUCCGUUACACUUGUAGCCACUAUCUAGUUUACAUGUGAUUAUCACUGAAAAAACUGGCUAUUUUUAAAGUUAUUCUACAGCAAAGAGGCCUUGCUAUAUGUUGUACAGUUUUGUCAUCAUGCAGAUGCAAAAUUUGCUUCUGCCUGUUUCAGUAAUUAAAAUAUUCUUGCAUCACAGUCUUCCAACACACACACACACACACACACACACACACACACACACACACACACACAAAAACA
This is a messenger RNA of Schistocerca nitens (vagrant locust), 2739 nucleotides long. RefSeq lists its product as uncharacterized. Lineage: Eukaryota; Metazoa; Arthropoda; Insecta; Orthoptera; Acrididae. The record is from RefSeq and is a predicted model, not a curated record. The transcript has 6 exons. Bases 231 to 740 code for a protein of 169 amino acids.